AUUCAGCCAUAUGAGAAGAUGAAAGCCAGAGGCCUCCCAGAAAACAUUUCUACAGUCCUCAACAAGCUCGUUGUUGUCAAACUUAAUGGAGGUUUGGGGACCAGCAUGGGAUGUAAAGGCCCAAAAAGCUUGAUAGGGGUCCGGAAUGAGAAUACCUUUCUAGAUCUGACAGUGAAACAAAUAGAGCACUUGAACAUAACCUAUGACACAGAUGUCCCUCUUGUUCUUAUGAAUUCAUUCAACACUGAUGAAGACACCAAGAAAAUCCUGCAGAAGUACAGCCACUGUCGAGUGAAGAUUUACACGUUUAAUCAAAGCAGGUACCCAAGAAUAAACAAGGAGUCCUUAUUACCGAUAGCUAAGGACCUGUCUUACUCAGUGGAGAAUGCGGAAGCCUGGUACCCUCCUGGUCACGGUGACAUCUAUGCUAGUUUUUUAUAACUCAGGCCUCUUAGACACACUCAUAGGGGAGGGGAAAGAAUAUAUUUUUGUCUCAAAUAUUGAUAAUCUUGGUGCCACUGUGGAUCUUUAUAUUCUCAACCACCUCAUGAACCCACCAAAUGGAAAACGCUGUGAAUUUGUCAUGGAAGUUACAGACAAGACAAGAGCUGAUGUGAAGGGUGGUACGCUCACUCAAUGUGAAGGAAAGCUGCGGUUGGUGGAAAUCGCACAAGUGCCCAAAGCCCAUGUGGAUGAGUUUAAAUCUGUGUCUAAGUUCAAGAUCUUCAAUACAAAUAAUUUGUGGAUCUCCUUGUCGGCAGUCAAGCGGUUGCAAGAAGCCAACUCAAUUGAUAUGGAAAUCAUAGUUAAUCCCAAGACUUUAGAUGGUGGUUUGAAUGUUAUCCAGCUAGAGACCGCUGUGGGUGCUGCUGUCAAAAGUUUUGAAAAUUCACUGGGCAUCAAUGUCCCUCGAAGCCGCUUCCUGCCAGUGAAAACCACAUCUGAUCUGCUGCUGGUCAUGUCCAACCUAUACAGCCUGAAUGCUGGUUCACUGACCAUGAGUGAGAAGAGGGAGUUUCCCACAGUGCCUCUGGUCAAACUGGGCAGCUCAUUCACCAAGGUGCAAGACUACUUGAGGAGGUUUGAAAGCAUACCAGACAUGCUCGAGCUGGAUCAUCUCACCGUGUCAGGAGAUGUGACCUUUGGAAAGAAUGUUGUACUGAAGGGCACAGUAAUCAUUAUUGCAAAUCACGGUGACAGAAUUGACAUCCCACCUGGUGCUGUGUUAGAAAACAAGAUUGUGUCUGGAAACCUUCGGAUCCUGGACCACUGA
Molecule: messenger RNA, 1273 nt
Organism: Staurois parvus
Lineage: Eukaryota; Metazoa; Chordata; Amphibia; Anura; Ranidae
Source: the annotation of a GenBank genome assembly